ACCAUGGCGAGGCUCAGCUGGGGAUACGGCGAGCACAACGGUCCAAUUCAUUGGAAUGAACUUUUCCCCAUUGCUGAUGGUGAUCAGCAAUCUCCCAUUGAAAUUAAAACCAAAGAAGUGAAAUAUGACUCUUCACUCCGACCUCUUAACAUCAAGUAUGACCCCACCUCUGCUAAGAUCAUCAGCAAUAGUGGCCAUUCCUUCAAGGUUGACUUUGACGACACAGAGGACAAAUCAGUUCUGCGUGGGGGUCCUCUCACUGGAAGCUACAGAUUGCGACAGUUCCACCUUCACUGGGGCUCCGCUGACGAUCAUGGCUCUGAGCACAUAAUAGAUGGGGUGAGGUAUGCUGCAGAGCUCCAUGUUGUGCAUUGGAAUUCAGACAAAUACCCCAGCUUUGUAGAAGCAGCUCAUGAGCCAGAUGGACUAGCUGUCCUGGGAGUAUUUUUACAGACUGGUGAACACAAUUUGCAACUGCAAAAAAUCACGGACAUUUUGGAUUCCAUUAAAGAAAAGGGUAAACAAACUAGAUUCACAAAUUUUGACCCAUUAUCUCUGCUUCCACCAUCCUGGGACUACUGGACGUAUCCUGGCUCUUUGACGGUUCCACCUCUUCUAGAGAGUGUCACAUGGAUCGUUUUAAAACAACCUAUAAAUAUCAGCUCUCAACAGCUGGCCAAAUUCCGCAGCCUCCUGUGUACUGCAGAGGGUGAAGCAGCAGCAUUUCUGUUGAGCAAUCACCGCCCACCACAGCCCCUAAAGGGCCGUAAAGUGAGAGCCUCUUUCCAUUAACCGUUGUCACCAGUGGGUCACCCCAAACUUGAAUGUGGAGAGACAGAAAACAAAACAAAACACAAAAAAUUCCUACUAACAAUUCUUUUCUAGAAUUCAAAUUUAUGGACACCAUUUUACUAUCAGCUUCAGUACCACAAA
Molecule: messenger RNA, 933 nt
Organism: Castor canadensis (American beaver)
Lineage: Eukaryota; Metazoa; Chordata; Mammalia; Rodentia; Castoridae
Gene: Ca13
Product: carbonic anhydrase 13
Cellular component (GO): cytoplasm; cytosol
Molecular function (GO): carbonate dehydratase activity; zinc ion binding
Source: RefSeq, a predicted model, not a curated record